This is a messenger RNA of Eublepharis macularius, 4886 nucleotides long. It is a transcript of the gene FAM222B, whose product is annotated as family with sequence similarity 222 member B. The record is from RefSeq and is a predicted model, not a curated record. The transcript has 3 exons. The coding region runs from base 132 to 1730 and encodes 532 amino acids. NCBI's taxonomy places the organism in Eukaryota, Metazoa, Chordata, Lepidosauria, Squamata, Eublepharidae.
UCCAGCCGGCUCUGAAGGAAGGCGGAGGAGAGGGAAGGAAUCGGAGCGGCGGCGGCGGCGCCAUGAGGGCCGGGCGGGGGCUCUCACGCGUGCAGAGGUCUGAAGACCCCAACUGCUGACGGCUGUCUGUCAUGCUGGCCUGCCUGUCGGGACCAGGGGAUCUCUCCUUCCAGCUUCUUUCCUUCCCGCAGAUGAAUGCUGGACUUCAGAAAUGGGACACUACACAGAAAAUGAGAGCCGCACAGCACCCUACUCCAGCAGAGUUGGACGCGUAUGCUAAGAAGGUGGCCAAUCAUCCUCUGACUAUCAAAAUUUUCCCCAACAGCGUCAAGGUUCCUCAACGGAAACACAUUCGUCGUACUGUGAACGGACUGGACACUUCUGGGCAGAGGUACAGUCCUUACCCACCCUCUCAGGCUGCUGUGAAAACUGGUCUGCUGGCCAUAGUCAGGUCCCCGGCCAAAGGUGUGGUCAAGGACUUUGACGGGACUCGUGCACGCCUGCUGCCGGAAGCCAUGAUGAACCCCCCUUCCACCCCCUAUGCGGCACCAAGCACUUUAAGCCACCCACAGGUGUUGGCACGCCAGCAGGCUCUGCAGCACGCCCAGAGCAUGGCUCAGCACCCUCAGGGGAUCCCUACAGCCAUCCAGCACCCGCAGUCUCUGGCCCACCCAGCCCUGCAGCAGCACCCCGCCAACCACUUGCUGCCGCCGCAGCAGCAGCCCCCGCCAACAGCAGGCUUGCACGGGGGCAGGAAGGUUCCAGAUGCUGAUGCCCCCCCGAAUGUGACUGUGUCUACCUCAACCAUCCCCCUCUCCAUGGCUGCCACACUGCAGCAGAACCAGCCCCCGGACUUGAGCAGCAUAGUGCACCAGAUCAACCAGUUCUGCCAGGCACGAGCGGGCAUCAGUGCUACCUCAGUGUGCGAGGGACAGAUCGCCAACCCCAGCCCCAUCAGCCGCAACCUCCUGAUCAGCGCGAGCACCAGGGUGUCUGCUCACAACGUUCCCACGCCCCUGCCUUCCUGCGUGGUGAACCCCGGUGAGCAUGCCCCCCACGCUGCCACAAUUCCACCCGCUGCUGCCACCAUGGGUGCCCCCCUGGGGAGCGUGAGCAGGGGCUCUUCUGCGUACCAAAGUGAAAUGAAGCAGGUGGCGGCGUGGAACCAGCACCAGCUGGCUCACCUGCAGCAGAUGUGCGGUGAAGCAGUUGGCCCCUCCGGGCUGAUGGGCAAGCCCCCUGCCCGAGAGCUAGGCGGGCAAGGUUUCCCUGGCAAAGCACCAGGCUACGCCCUGGAACUGUGCAUGGGCCAGCCGUUCAACGUGAAGCCCCCCCUGGAGAAGCCUACCCCCUCACCUCCUGUCAACGGCCUGCCCGGUCCCAUGCCCUAUGCCAACGGCCAUUAUUUCCAGCCCUUGUGGAAUAACCUUCUGCCCACCCCCAACAGCGACAGCUCAGGCUCCCAGGACCUGGCCAUGCCUUUCCACGGUGGGGGGCAGCCUAUGGGGGCCGCCCUGGAGUGCGCGGCUGGACCUCAUUACAGAGCUGGGGCCGGCGCCCCUAGCCAGAGUACCAUGAUGCAGACGAUGGAAUACCUAAGCGGGGACUUCCAGCACUCCUGCCUUCGAGAGCAGAGUGGGGUUGUGCUUGGUAAAGCCUCCCGCGCUCCCAUGAACCGAGCUCCCGAGCCCACCGAUAGCCGAAGCCUUCAGCUCCCAGGCUAUAGAUAAGGCCACGGUGGUUAAUAUCACUGGCCAAGUGAGAGGGUUAGUCUUAAUUUGAAUUAAUAAGGGGGGCAUCUUUUUAACUUGCAAACUUUGGUGAUCAUUAUUGUGAAUUGCUGGACUGGAGGUUGAUUAUCGAGAGAUUCAUGUAUGCGUGUAAUAUCUCCUGUCUGUCUGCUGCCCUGAGCUGCUGGCUUGCUUAGUUCUAUAACGUGUCCCUCUUAGUUUGGCCCCCCUCCAGUCCUCCAGCUGUUUCCUGAGCAGAGCUUUCUUCAACUGGCAGGGGCUGCUGUUAAGUUGCUGCAGGCGUCAGCUUUUCCGCAGGACGCUCAAACCACUUACGUCAUGCUCCCUUUCACGAAGGAAUAGGAGAGAGCCACGGCCAGCAAGAGUGCCGCUUUUCCGCUCCAAAGCCCCCAUAGAUAGAUACACCACAGCCCCUUUUCUGCUCCCUCCCUCUAAUGUUUGCAGAAGGCUCGAUGGGAGGUUCUGGGCUUCGAUGCUGCUAUGCAGUGGUGGGUUGUGAAUGGUGCCUUUGCUGCUGCUUACACUGUUGCCAUUUUAUCUUGGGGACCACCACCCCUACCAGCCCAGGGCUGCCAAGUUUUGUGAAGCACAGAAAGUGAAGCUUUUACCCUCUUGCCCACUUCCCUCUGUUGUCCUGUAGAAACUGCCUCUUGUGACCGCUGCAAGCAGUCUGGCCUGCCCAACACUUAGUCCCAGAAACGUGCACCCCCUCCCACCCGUCCCCCAUGGAUGUAUGACUGCUAGUGAUUGAAAGUGUAAAUAGGCUCAGCCCUCCCCCUUCCCAGACACAUUCUUUCUUGCACCCACCUGGCCUUACUUGUGCUCCCUGCCCUAGAGAAGAAAGCCCCUAAUUACAGAUCAGGGCCCCAGAGAGGCUUAGCAGGGGUGGAGCUGGCUAUACCAAGUUAGCGCAAGCUGUGGCAGAAACUUCCCAAUUUUUCCUCUUCCAGUUGUGGCAGUUCUCCCCCCCCCCAAUUGCCUGUUUCUGCUGCAGCUAGCCAGUAUCCCUGGGUUCCCUAUGGAAAAAGAGGGAAGGAGGUGGGGGGGGGGGCUUUUGGGAAGAGGGCAGCAACGAAAUUGACACACAGUUUCCCAAUCUCCCUUCAUUUCAGCGCAGGUGUUUGCCCUCUGUAACCAGUGAGGAAGCAGGGAGUGAACGUGAGCAUAUAAUGAUCACUGCCAAGUUUGGAAUUUUAAAAAGAGAAAAAAGCAACUGUCUUUUUUUUUUUCCUCUGUACACUGGCUAAAACGGUUGCUGUACACUGUAAGCUCAGACGUGUCAUGUUUCUUUGUGAAUGUUACCUGGUAGCGUGGGUCUGAGUAGCACUGGGUGGUGGUGGGGGGUGAAGCCGCUGCCCACCCGCUCCUCCCUGCAGCUGGAAAAAGUGGGGGAGGAAACCCCCCCCCCCAUCAAAGCCUUAAGCUGUUGUUUCCCCGACUCUCCCAAACAAACAGGGGUUAAAUUUUUACCAAGCGCCGAAACUUUUAACAAGCAUUAAGCAGCAUCAUUGUUGGCUAGUGGUUCUUAGAAAAUGUCGAUAAAUGUGGGAGCGGGGAAAGGGAUAUCCACACUAGAAACGGUUUUUUCUCUCUCGGUUUUAGGUAAAGAGUUCUGGGCUGUGGGAAAGAUACUGAGGAGGCAGGGCUUAGCUGCUGCGCCGUCAGGCUCCCUUCCCCUCAGGGUAGGAUGCUUUCCACCACCCCAAUUCUUUUUAAAUCCAGUGAUUUGAGUUUUAUUUUAUUUUUUUUCAAAUCUAGGCUUAAAUUAUAUAUUUGCUUGUGUGGCCUCAUGCUAAUGCCUGGCCGGUUACACCAAAUUCUAGGUUCACACAAGUCCUAAUUUAUUGUUUUAGAAACCUGGACCUUGAGCCCUUUUGGAGGAAAGGGGGCAACUCCUGCUGAUGAGAAAAAGGUAGUCUCUCCCCCCCCCCCACCCCAGUGAUUUACCUUUCUGCAACAUAUUUCCCAUGCAACACUGCAAGCCCAACCCCAUCUCUUGGUCUGGAAAGAAGCUCUUGCCUUUAAAUUACCUGUAAGAUAGUACAAUAGUUGGACCUGUUGACUCAAUAAAACCUUUGCUGCCACCCCCUUCCUGUCUCACCUGCUGUGCAUACCAAGCAAGGUUCUUGAGUGGAUGCUCAAUUGACUCCUCCCCUUUUGAUUCCCAAACAGUGCCAGAGUCUGUUGCACCUUCUGGCCCACCCCCUGCUGUUUGUCUCGCGGAAGGGGGAAGUAACCGCUGCUUGGGAGCGUUGCUGUAUUUUCCUUUUCGUGGGAGAGGCAGUGCAACAGGAAUUUUGCUGUUUACAGUUUUCUUGGGGAGGAAAGACUCUCUCCCUUCUCCCCAGCAAAGGAUCCUUUUCCUCACCCACGUUACUGGCUUGGAGCCAGUUUGCGAGGGAGGAAGGAGGGGCAAGAAGGCACAGACCGCCCCCCCCAGCCCUGUCAUGGAUUUCCACUCCCCCCCAUGCUUUUCUUUUGCACCUGCUGUUUUUUUUACAAGGCUGGUCUCGCCUGGUCUAUUUCCUUUGCAGUUAACCAUAGACCUGUGUAGGGGUGGGUCUGAUUUUCCACCAGUGAAAAGGGCAGGGGCUGGAGGAAGGCUUGGGGUCUGGCCUGCAGCAGCUUAGCACUUCUCCUUGAUUCCCUCCCACACUCACCCACCCCAGUCUGGCUCGCAGUGACUGAGCCAUCGGAGGCAGUGCUGUUUCAGGAGUAGUUCAGCUUCCUACUACAGCUGGUUGGUUUCCUUAAUUUUUUUUCUUCUCGAGUGCUCUUUUUAAGCUUUCUUUUAAGAAAAUGCUAAUCAGAAUCUAGGCUGUAUCUAACUGCCCCCCCAUCCAAGAUGUGGGCAGAAAUUCUGUAAAAAUGGCGGUAGGGCCCAGAAACAGUUUAAUGGAGAGGGUGGGCGGGGGGAAGAGCCACUUUUUAAGCCUCAAGCCAGCAGACAUAACAGAAGCAUAAGAUGUGAGCUUGGUUUCUCUCUCCUGUCCUCCUCCUGUGGGGUGGGAGAGUGACCUCCCUUACAAGAAAGAGCAGAGAAGAAUUGCUGCAUGUGGGGGUUGACUUGCUGCUGUGUUUUCCUUAAAACCACUCACUAAUUAUUAUUGUUAUUAAUACACACUGCUGCUCAUG